CAGCUCACACUGGACCCCAACACAGCACACAGAGAGCUGUCUCUAUCUGAGGGGGACAGGAAGGUGACACACACACACAGAGAGCUAGAGCAGCCAUAUCCUGAUCACCCAGAGAGAUUUGACUCCUGGCUGCAGGUGCUGUGCAGAGAGGGUCUGUCUGGGACUCGCUGUUACUGGGAGGCUGAGUGCAGUGGGGUGGCUGAUAUUGCAGUGGCGUAUAAAGGAAUCAGCAGGAAAGGAGGAGGGGUUUCUGACAGUGUGUUUGGAUGCAAUGAUCAGUCCUGGAGUCUGUGGUGCAGUCGUGUCGGGUUCUUUGCUCAGCACAAUAAUAACAGCACUUCCAUACCCGCCCCCUCCUCCCGCUCCCCCUCCUCCCGCAGAGUCGGAGUGUAUCUGGACUGGCCGGCCGGCACUCUGUCCUUCUACAGCGUCUCCUCUGACACUCUGACCCACCUGCACACUUUCCACACCACAUUCACUCAACCCCUCUAUCCUGGGUUUGGGGUUGGAUGGAGCGCUUCAGUGUCCCUGUGCAUGCUGGGAUAG
Megalops cyprinoides (Indo-Pacific tarpon) is the source of this 546-nucleotide messenger RNA. RefSeq names its product stonustoxin subunit beta-like. The record is from RefSeq and is a predicted model, not a curated record. The annotation marks the transcript as partial. Gene Ontology annotation, molecular function: protein binding. The transcript has 2 exons. NCBI's taxonomy places the organism in Eukaryota, Metazoa, Chordata, Actinopteri, Elopiformes, Megalopidae.